GAUCAACCCCAGACUUCAUUACGGUGAGGGUCAACCACAAUAGACUAGUUGCCUUGUUCUAUGAUCCGUUGCUAUAUAAAUGGGAUCAUACUUCCAGCUCUUGAUCAUUAUUCUCUACACUCUACACUCAGAUUACUUUCCAUUCCAAGAUAUAACCACCACAAGCCAACCAACCAAUAUCCCUGACCACCAUGAAGUUCUCUGUUCUUUUCACAGCCCUCUUUGCAGCCCUCGUCACAGCUGAACACGUGAAAGGCGGUGGCAAAGUGUCUGCACAUGGAAAGCGCCAGGAUCUUGAAACGUGUCCCACCACUGAUUCCAGCAAUUGUUGUUCCGCUUGCUGGGGUGCUUCUCAGUACACUCAUAUUGACAUCACGGAGUGCUGCGGCAAGUGUGGCUGCUAAGGGCUCACUCAACACAAAUUGCUUGGGAGACUGGCAACCAUUUGUUUCAUCAAAUACGCUAUCCUGUGC
This is a messenger RNA of Aspergillus neoniger CBS 115656, 473 nucleotides long. RefSeq lists its product as uncharacterized. The transcript has 2 exons. NCBI's taxonomy places the organism in Eukaryota, Fungi, Ascomycota, Eurotiomycetes, Eurotiales, Aspergillaceae. Bases 192 to 404 code for a protein of 70 amino acids. The record is from RefSeq and is a predicted model, not a curated record.